UAAAAUCCAGUCAUCUUUUUCUGACUUCCUUCCUCAACAAUUCUUGCCACUCGACUCUUGACAUGUCCGAAGAUGAAUUUGGAGACGACUCGAUAUUCUUGGAUGACUCUUUCUUGCGACAGGUUGAUACCAUCUCUGCGCAAAUGACAGCGGCCUCAACCUCUUCGAAAAACGAUGGGUUACGACCGGUGUCAAGUAUCGCUCGAAACUCCCGGCUGGCAACCGCCGUAAGCAGAACAGCCUCGCAUAACGAGGUUUCGCCGAAGAGAUCGCAGACUAUGCACGGCGUGGGAAGGACCUUCUCGGCACCCGGGCCUAUUUCAAAAGCUCUACCACAGCAACGCCCGGCGGCGAUCUCAAGGCAACAGGCAGUGUCCAAGGUUCCUCCUCAACGCUCUUCCGACGAAUACGACACGAUAGACAUUCCCACCGAAUCACUGGAUGCUUUCGACGCUAUCAUUGCCAAUCCUCCCAAAAAGCCUUCCCAUCCCGUUUUCUCUGGUUUCCCCCCAAAACCCAGCACCAGCGCUUUAUCGUCUCGCAAUACGAGCGCGCCCUCUCGUCCUUCCUCUUCGUUUGCUCGUCACCCCAGUUCCUCAAACAAACAGGACAGUCUCCAUCAAACCCAUCUCAACUGGCGUUCCGAAUCUCGAUAUACCAAAGGCAAGCGAUGGGACAGGACGCAGUUUGCCAAGACCGGUAGACGUAUCAUUUCUCUAGCUGGGCGAGAUAAAGUUUCCGGAGGCAAAGGGAAGGAGAGGGAGAGCAUAGCUCCUAGAUGGGAAGAUGAUGCUAUUGACGAAGACGAGUUCAUGGAUGAUGAUAUGGGUGAUGUAUUGGCUCCUGCACCCAGAGAUUUUAAUGCUCCUUACGGGCCCCAAAAGCAAUUACCAUCUAAAGCGACAAUAAACACAUACAUAUACCCCACCAACCAUCCUAAACGAGAUUACCAGUUUGAGAUCAUACGGAAUUGCUUUUUGGACAAUACUCUCGUUGCUCUUCCGACAGGUUUAGGAAAAACUUUCGUGGCUGGCGUUGUCAUGCUAAAUUUCUACCGCUGGUUUCCAACUGGCAAAAUUGUAUUUCUUGCUCCCACCCGACCUCUUGUGGCCCAACAAAUUGAAGCUUGUCAACUUUCUUGCGGUAUACCUAGUAGAGACGCGGCAAUUAUGACAGGAGAAGGGGGGGCGAGGAAAGGCCGCGAACGUCUGUGGGAGGAAAAAAGAGUAUUCUACUGCACGCCGCAAACGCUAGAUAAUGAUCUAAAGAAUGGUGCAGUAGAUCCGCGGGAUAUUGUCCUUGUGGUCCUUGAUGAGGCUCACAAAGCCACUGGCAAUUACGCCUACACCACAAUUGUCGCCUACAUAACAGCCCAUCACCCGUACUUUCGUGUCCUGGCUUUGACCGCUACUCCAGGAGCCGAUGUGGAAAAGGUGCAGAAUGUGGUCGACGCGCUCCAUAUUUCGAGAAUUGAGAUUCGAGAAGCUGAGGCACCGGAAAUCAGGAAGUAUAUGAACACGAAGCACAUUGAAAAACAUGUUGUACCUAUGUCGGACGUAAUUGUUGACUUCCGCGAUCGUUUAUCUGCACUCAUGGUACCGUUCAUCAAAAAGCUUGUCGACAAGGAUAUCCUCACUGAACGAGACCUUGACGCCAAGCGCCUGCGCCCAUUCAGGAUUACCGCUAAGAAGAUGGAGUUGGGAAAGUCAGGGCAAAGGUGGGCCUUUGGACCACUGGGAGUGUUAGACAAGAUGGCACGAGCAAUGAGCCACCUUCUGGAGUUCUCUCUGGGAAUGUUUCAUUCCUCUCUUGACGAGAUGGUGUCCGCUGGCGGCAAGUCGAAGGCAGGUGCAGGCGGUGCGAAUAGUAUUGCCAAUAAUUUUGAGUUUCAACGACUUCAAAGAGAUGUCUCGCAGGAGCUCAGCUCAAUCAAGAUCGGGAGAAAUGGAAAAACGGGUGCUGAUCGCCAUCCUAAAAUGCAAAAAGCUCUUGAACUGAUGCUUGCACAUUUCUCUCAAGCGGAAGAGGAAGAAAAUACUUUGGGUCAGAAGAAUAACACUCGAGCCAUGGUGUUUUGCUCUUUGCGACCUUGUGUGAUGGAACUUGUGGAUAUGUUCAACGAACACCCCAAUUUGUUGAGAGCUACCAAAUUUGUAGGGCAGUCGAAUGGUAAGGAUGAGAGGGAUAAGGGGUUCAAUCAAAAGGAGCAGAAGAAGACUAUCAACGAGUUCAAAGCCGGCACGUUUAAUAUCUUAGUUUCAACUUCUAUUGGUGAAGAAGGAUUAGAUAUUGGCGAAGUCGACUUCGUCGUACUUUACGAUAUGCCCAGACAGUCUAUAAAACUUUUGCAACGUAUUGGGCGUACCGGCCGUAAACGUGAUGGUAUAGUUCACGUGCUCAUGUCUGAAAACCGAGAAGACAUGAAUUGGGACACGGCACAACAAACUCAUCGCGACAUUCAAGAAGAAAUUCUUCAUUCACGUAACCUAGAGCUCUUCGAAGACGUUGAACCUCUCAUCCCUGAUCGCAAAAUGCCGGAGUGUUUGGAACAGGUCAUGCCUGUUGAUCCUUGGAACCCUGAUGAUCCGCAGUACAAGAAGAUGAUGGAUGAGGGAGAGAAAGAAUUGAGGCGGAUGCAAAGAGCUCACCAACCACCGGCGAGCAGAAAGAAGAAGAAGCCGAUGGUGAACGAAGUGCCGGAGAAUGCGAGAGGUUUCACGAGUGUGCGGGACCUUUUGAGGGAGGCUGAUAAAGUGCUUUUGAGGCCGGAUACAGAAGGAGAGGAUGAAGACGCUGGCGGUGGCAAAAGCAAAGGCAAGGGUAAGGGCAAGGCAAAAGCAAAGGAUCCAUCUGCACCGAAGAUCAAGCACAGAGCUAGGAAGAGGGCGAGGACUCCUUCUCCUAUACAGACUGAAUCGGAAGAUGGAGAAGAUCAAAGCUUGGAAGCGUUGUUUGCUGUUCAGGAGAAAGAGGAUCGUACAGAAAAACCGUCAACAAAGAGGAAGGCCCCGGUCGCAAAGGUUGCUUUGGUCACGAAACGGCCCCGAAAGUCUUCGCCUGGUCUUUCGACCUCUUCAUUGGCCAAGACUGGAUCUUCUGCGAAAGCAUCGUUUCCCAGCGGAAAAUCUACCGUCGAUGCCCUCAAGGCAGAGCAAGGUGCAGUAUCCGAUGCUGACACUAACAAUAAUCCUGUAUCACCUUCACCAUCCCCAUUUUUAAAAGCCCCAUCUCCUCAACCUCCGCCCGCCCUUCCGGAGCAAGCGAAAGCAAUGCAACAGAAGACCAUCCAGCAGAAAAGAGCGGAAGCGGCAGAGAAGAGACGUCUGGCGGAGGCUAGAGCGGCAGAAGCACGGCUGAAGCACGUGCAGCAACCGUUGCAACAGCAAGAUCAGCAAAAGAGAGAGCAAGACCAAGCAGGGCUGGAUUUUUUCCAUGCGGAGGGGCCCUUGCGCCGUGGUUUAGACCCCUUUGUAGCUACUUCGUCGUCUCCGGCGAAAGCGCCCUCUUCAUCUCCCCAAAAGCUGCGCUUCUCUUCGCCCAGCAGAGAUCCCAUCGACGACGAGAUUAUAUUACCCCCAUCGCCUCCUCAACGCGUCAACGCCCGUAUUGCAACCUCUUCCAAACCUAACGGAAAUAAGUUGUCACCACGAACCGCUGCUGCUGCAGGUUUCAGCCAAAUUGACCCUAUUGAUCUCUCAUGGGACGACGACGAUGAGGCCGAUGCUGCCAAUUGGCAAGUCUCCCCUUCCCCUCAUGUACGCCCUUUGUUACCCAAGACCCCUGGGAGUAGUGUGGCCACCAGAUCUGAUAUGCCUCCGCCCCCCGUGCCAUCAACUUCCAGAAUGGGCAUAGUAGCUUCAUCGCCUUUUGCUCCUUUAGUACCAAGCGCGAUGAGUACAUCUGUUGGGGACACACAAUUCCCUGUGAGAAGGCUAGGCAUGGCUAGGAGACGGAUCAUCCUGCCUUCUUCUGAGGAGAACAAUUCUCCCAUCGGACCAUCUAACAAUACUGAUGUGAUCCACUCUAGAAUGCAAUCAUCGGGAGGAGUGGUAGACCCUGAUUCUUCUCCCAUGGUGCCAGUGGGUGCUAGGAGAAGGCCAGGAAGAUUGCGAAGGAGAAUCGCAAUUGAUCCAAGCAGCUCCCCUGUGCGAAAUGAACCCAGUGUUGGAUCUGAACGGCCACAUGCCAGAGUCAUUGGCAGGGAAGGAAGAAGGGAAGAUGGAAGACAAGGAGGCGAGAAGAAGAAGGGACCAAUGGGAAAUUUUAUGGAUCUCGACGCUGAGCUUUCCGGGAACGAUUCGGGUGAUACCUCCGAACAUUCGGCUUCCUCCAUCGCCUCUUCAUCUGACCUCAAUUUCGCAAACGAGUUCGCUCCCACCCAAGCGCCAAAAGGCUACAAUCAACGAGCUAUAUAUCUUGCCGGUCUUGGCACCCAGGCUCAAGGCCAUGGCCUCCAGUUUAAAAGGGACAUGGCCAAAGAACGGGAGGAAUUUUUGCAAAGAGCAAGGCGACCUGUGUAUAUUACCGAUGAGGAAGAUGGAGGACCGAAGAGGAGAAGCAGUGAGGACGAGUAUGAGCUUGGUAGCUUUAUAGUGGAUGACGAAGAUGAUGUAGGGUUUAUUUCUCAUAGCGACCCACUUUUCGAUUAAUAUGAAGCGACAUCAAAUUUAUUUAUCCGUCAUUGAUUAUGUUUCUAGAUUAGAUAUGUUGUAAAUAUCUGUGCUCUUAUCAUAUUUUGUGUGUUGCAUGAAUCAUACCAUCGCGGAAUGGAUUCCCCUUACGCAUACAAGAUAUUUGUAUACUACAUGCUUGGUAUAGUCGUUGAUCUUCAUCUCAAUUUCUACAGCAGUUUGACACUCCAAACAUCACAACAAAUCCAAGGGCACAACAGGGAAACCACGAACAUGCGUUUUAGCCUUAUUUUAGUAGUACCCCUCAAUAUUACUUCUUCGUUUGUCUGGCUCUUCAGCCGUCUCUGAUAUUUCCUCCACUUCUUUCGGUUCUUCCAGUUCCAUUUCUAGAUUGCUUGCUCUGAUGGCGGGCCGGCACCCUGAGCGCCAUUCGCUGUGUCAUUGUCAAUCCAGCCAACCUUCCUCUCCUUUGCGGAGAAACCUUCUUGGGGUAUCGCGAUUGGCUCCAGUACCGGGAGACCCAGGGGCGAACGACCCAUCAACUUCACAUCCUCCACUCUUUGACGGUCAAUAUCGCUAAUAGUAAUAUCUCUCAUUCUGCUUUCCAAUUUAUGCGAUAUGGGUUCAGUAACAGGUGAUAAAUCUGGGAAGCUGGCUGAAUGACGCCUGCCUUUCCGGCUCUCCUCCGAUCUUGAAUACAGAUGAUUGUUGAUGGUCCCUAGAGCAGACUGGAUAGCGUCCUUUGUGUACCUAGUCAGCUUUUGUAACACAGGAUGUUGACAGCUCGC
Cryptococcus deneoformans JEC21 is the source of this 5419-nucleotide messenger RNA. RefSeq lists its product as hypothetical. The record is from RefSeq and is a predicted model, not a curated record. The transcript is spliced from 14 exons. NCBI's taxonomy places the organism in Eukaryota, Fungi, Basidiomycota, Tremellomycetes, Tremellales, Cryptococcaceae. Gene Ontology annotation, molecular function: 3'-5' DNA helicase activity; four-way junction helicase activity; four-way junction DNA binding. The coding region runs from base 63 to 4649 and encodes 1528 amino acids. Gene Ontology annotation, biological process: double-strand break repair via synthesis-dependent strand annealing; replication fork reversal; interstrand cross-link repair.